Messenger RNA from Styela clava, 3102 nucleotides. RefSeq lists its product as uncharacterized. Lineage: Eukaryota; Metazoa; Chordata; Ascidiacea; Stolidobranchia; Styelidae. The record is from RefSeq and is a predicted model, not a curated record.
AUACCAAAUCAAUUCUGAUGUAAUUUUAUAGUUAUACAUGCUGAUAGAGUAUAGUGUCUCACUGGUAUAUAUACAUGUUUGCAGCUUUUGAAAUGAAAUAGUUAUUUUUGAUUUCUGAUAUCAAUUAUUGCCUCAUAAAAUUCUACGCAACAAACUUGUGGUGGAUGAAACACAUGGCAGAGAAAUGGUGUUUAAACCCUUCAUGGCAUCAUUUGCCAAUAUUUUUGGGAGUAACAGCAUUUUUUGGAAUGAUAACAACAUAUACUCUUGCAAAAAAUAACUGUCAUGUGGAAAAAUGGUUCCUACCUUACAUAAGCUACACUGGAACUGAACACCCUGAGUCAAGCAUAUUUGGAUUAAUCUUAAACACAGAAGGAUUUAUCGGCAUUGUUGUUGUUAUAUUGGCAUGGAGAUUUAUGCGACACAUGGAUCAAAGAAGUCAUCUCAAUAGUGCUGCAUUGAUAUCAGGAAUUCUUAGCUGUUUUGGCGUUGUAAUGGUCGGUAACUUCCAAGUUAGCAAAAAUAAAGUUCCUCACUAUGUUGGAGCUGGUCUCGCUUUUAUUGUCGGAACGGUUUACUGCGUGCUAUCAAGUAUACUGACCCAUAAAUUGCACAGGGCUGUUGCCAGGAAGUCUGUGUGCUCCAUUAUUGUCUGCAUCCUCCGCUUUGUAUCGGCAGGCAUUAUGAUUUCGUCAAUUUGUAUUUUGACAGUACUUGGUUGCCUUAGACUUGAGUUUAAUGUUGUUCACAAAAACGAAGAUUUAAAAGAAUUAAUUGCACCUUCUUUGGAGCCACCUGUAUAUCGUUUUCCUAAUGGAACAUGUAUCCCAAUCAUUCAUGAUGUGCCUUUGUAUAAACGAUAUUUGGACUUGGCAGGGUCUGUAACAGAAUGGCUUUUAACAGGCUGUUUAUUGUUCAGCUUAGCACUGUAUGCAUAUGAGUUCAAGCAUUUUAAUAAUGUUAAAAUCAUUUUAAAAAGCCGUGGAACGGAACUGAAUUUUUCACUAUUGCAAAGCAAGAACCAGCAAACAUCGCAGAGAACUAAAUAUGUUUUUGUUUCCUCGCCUGAAGCAUCUUUGCUGAGUCAUGCACACAGUGACACAACCAUUCUGCACCAUGUUUGUGAAACACCCAGCAGUCGGGUCUCUGAUGAAAUAACUUUUGACUGUCAAGGUAGUUAUAAAAAUAACAACAGAAAACAAUGUAUUAAAGAUACAAAUAUUAUAUCACAUUUAUGUGACACAUCAAAAUCUCUUCCAAAUAUUGCAUCAGCCACAGAGCACCCUGCUUAAAAUAUUAUAAAUGUCAACAAUCACAACCUUAUGGUAUUCUUUUUUAUUUUUAUUUUUUCUCAAUUUCUCACCAUACUAAAAUUAAAUUUGAUUGAUGCUGUAAUUUUUGUUCCUGACGAAUCAAAGUCUUUUUCAACGCUGAAUCAAGAAUUGAAAUAUCGUAAACUACUGAAAUUAAUCCUUUUUUGUUUUUGGUUGAAGUAUUAGAAAUACAAGCAUGCAGAAAAUACAGUCAUACAUUCAUCUAACUCAUGAUUUUCACCUUUUCAGUAUUAUAUGUAUAUCAGUUAUGCAUUAGUAAUGGCAUUUUAAUAAUGUCGAAAUCAUUUUAGAAAUCUUGUCUCAAGAACCAUUGCAAUCAACUUUUGUCCUUUUAAGAGAUUCAUUUAAGCUUUUAGAUACAUAUUGCGAAAUUAAAAAUCAAUGAUAGUUGUGAAGAAGCAUUAACAGGCUAAAUUUAUUAUGUUCUUCUGUUCAAGUUUAUUUAAGUAUGUAUGAUAGAUAAACAUGCUUGGCCAAAUAAUUAUUGCACUCAGUAAAUUUUUAUUACUGGUACUUGAUGUGGCAUUCAAAUGUUCAGAUAAUAUAACAACUGGCAACUUCUAUCUCAUAAUUGUAUGUGCCUCUAUAUUUUGAUAUUGAAUAUUAUUGCCAACUAAUUAGUGACGAAACAUACCAAAGUAUAUAUAAACUUUUUUUGCUAUUGCAAUUUUUUUUUCUUAGGUGCCUUUUCCAGUUCAAUUUUAUAUAAAAUUUCUCAUGAAGCCUAAUUAAAAAAAAUGUCAUGUCAUUGUAUAGUUUAACCAAUAGAGCUAUAACAUUUGUUUUUCAUGUAAAGUCUAUAUUGAAGCCAAAAAAACUAAUUUCGUCCCACUGGUUGUAGAAGUAUUUCUAUUUACUUUUCUUGUUUCAAUAUUGAAUUAUUGGUAUUACCUCAGAUUCUAUGGUCUAUAAGCUUUUGUCCGAAUAGGUUAAUUGACAUUGACACAGCUGGUGCUUAAAUUCAUUUCAUUUCAAAAAAGCAGGAGUUCAAUAAUGAGCUUGAAAGCAUCAUAGUAUCAUUGGUACAUGUCAACCAUAGUCCCCAUUUGUUAAUAAUUUGACCUACUCAAAAUUUAUAUCAUGAACUUUUACUGUAUUGUACCACUUUAAUAAUAUUUAUUUUGCUUAUUCCAAAAAUUUUUGAAGAUUAAAAUUGGCGUAAAAUUUGUUCCUGUAGGUUUCAACACGUAUAACCUAUCGAAAAAAGCUUUGUAGUUAUUUCAAUCAAGAUUCUUGAGGAUUACACCGUUGUUUUUAUUGUCCUCAUACCUCUGUCUAAACACUUUUGUAUUGCAUACCACUAAAAUCAGGCAUUAAUUUCAAAACAUUCACCGUCCAUAGCCCUUCAACGAGUGUAUUCUGAGCAUAUCUACUGAUCGAGUUGUUGUUAGAGUUAUAUGUUUGUUUAAUUCUUGUGAAAAUAUCAAUUUUAUUUCCAGUUAAUGCUAAUUCUGUUAUAUGAAUACAAAUAAUAAAACAAGGCCCAUAAUGAGACAUAAAUCAGCAGAUAUUCUCUGAUGUUGUUUGCUGAAACUAUCUUUUCAAUGCCUAUUUAUUCAUCAUCUUGUCAUAAAGUUUGUUAUGUUUUGUUUAUUCCUGCUAAUACUUUUUCAAUCACUGCUCAUUGUUACUUUCAAAAACUUAUUUUUGUUUGUGUUCUAGUGUCUUCCCUAUUUCAUUCAUCCCCAAUCUUCAAUAUUUUCAAGUUUAUGUUGCAUAUUGUUAAUGCCCUAAUGCAAAUCUGUUAUAUUGUAUAAUAAAGAAAUGA